Molecule: messenger RNA, 3014 nt
Organism: Mycena citricolor
Lineage: Eukaryota; Fungi; Basidiomycota; Agaricomycetes; Agaricales; Mycenaceae
Source: the annotation of a GenBank genome assembly
GAACAGUGCUAUACAUGAGAUCAUGGUUAUGGGAUCUAUGAAAUCAACGUACAUGGAAUAUUCUCCCUAGGCCAUUCAAUUAGAUUCAUACAGCGCAGCUGAGAAUCCGAGCGUUCCUGCGCUAGCCUCAUUGCAAGGCACCCACUGUCCUGCACCCACAAUCAACGCCCAAAAAAUGGGUGCCGACUGACCCCGAGCCCGCGGAAGGGGCCUUACGCGGCGGAAAAGGCGGCGGAACUUUCGGCGAGAAGCGAGCGAUCGAUCAGACCCGUUGUCUCGGGACACAAUAGCGUGGGAAACAUGCCCUCUCAGGCUUUUCUCGAAUCGUGAUCCCUGCUUCGUGAUGAUGUCCGGAGCAACACGCGCCUUGCCCUUGUCUUUAGGCUUUCUUUGUUCUCGUCCUCGCUGGUAUACCCUCAUCCUCUGCCGACUCGCGUCUCGGGACUAGCAUCGUGCUUUCGGGUAGACACCAGCGAUAUGCCGCCUGUGCGCCUGCGAGAGCCGAGGUUGCUGUAUUCUUCGUUCUCGGCCGAUGAAGGGAAGAAAGUCGGGGUUUUGGAGGAUGCUGAUGAGGUUGCUGUUGGGACCGAGGCCGACGCAGACGACGCAGACGACAUGCCCCCACUCGUCGACGCGCCUGCCCUCCCUGACGCCGACUGGUCGCAUGUGGCGGCCCAAGAAUCGAUGAUGUCGUCCAUCGAUUUUAGCAGCGUCACCUUCGCCAACCGGACACACGGCCCAUUUGCUUCUACCUCCGCAGCCGUUUCCACAUCCCUCAAUGGUUUGGACGACGGUCUUGUCGACCAGAUCGACUUCGACACAGAUUUGCCGCCCGUGAGCAAGGCCGCGGAGCGGCGUGCACCAUCGUACAUCCCCCGUCCACCCAACGCGUUUAUCCUCUUCCGGUCGCAUUUCAUCCGGACCCAGAGUGUGCCCGAGCGUGUGGAGGGGAACCACAGCGUGCUCAGCAAGAUCGUCGGCAAGUAUUGGAAAGCGCUACAGCCCGAAGAGCGGGCGCAGUGGGAGGACAGGGCACGUGCAGCCCAGGCCGAGCAUCGGCGGCGGUAUCCCGAUUGGCGGUUCCGACCCGGAAACGUCAGCAAGAGCACAACAUUCGUCAUGAAUACUGGGCAGCCUCGUGGCCGGCGGAAAGGCCGUAUCAAGGACGACGGGGGUGGAGAACCACCCCCACCUCCAGCGAAUACUGCUUCAGAUGAGGCUGCGGACGAGGAUACCCUCGCGCCAAAUGACGUAGCGGUGACGCUAGCGAAUGAUGAGCUAGAAGAGCGAGGACGCUCGAAGAAACGACGUGCUACGACCUCCGCCUCAGCCUCACCGACCGUCGUGCGACCAACAACAGGACCUAUCACGCGAUCUGGACGCACACGAGCGACAACUGUUACAAUCACACCUCCCACAGUCAAGUCUCCCAAAAGCAAGAGCCGUGUAGCCGUAGUGAAGGGCAAGGGCAAGGGCAAGGCACGUGCCCUGAGUCAGGAUGCGGCAGUAAAGACCCAGGAGGCCAGCGAGACUAAAGAAGAAAAAGACAAGAGAGAUCGAGACAAUGCUCGAUGCGAGAAGAUCGCCAAUCUGCUAGUCGAGGGCAAGUCUGGGCCGGCGUUGGCAGCUGCUGUCGCUGCCUGGGAUGCAGAUCAGAGCCGUGUCGAUCUUGAGCAGCAUCAUAAGCGCCGGCGCUCAUCUUCGGCUGAAGGUCUAGUUGCUGUUCCCAAGCUGAUCAGGCGUCCAUCUUCCGGUGCAUCGUCUGCCGAAGAGGAUUUCCACAUCACAACUCCGACGUACGACGAGUCGAAGUCGACCUUCUCGCCCUGGGGCCCGCCGUCGUCGCAUAUCCACAGCAGAUGUCUCCGACGUCACCGUACAACCCCGUCCUCCCGUUCCUUCCGCAUCAGUCCCCUGUGCCGGCUCAGGUUCAAGCCUAUGCGCAACGAGCUUCCCCCCAGAUGUCCCGCUGACUCAAAUGUUCAAACGCUCCGAGUGCUCCGUGCCGCGGUUCGGGCAUCGUGCCCCGAUGGCCAUACGCAGCACACCGCUGGUCUAAGCGUCCCGAGCGUGGACCCAUGAUCACGCCAGCGACCCAACGUGGCCCAGACCCAGUGUACACUCAGGAGCAGCAGCAGCCUUGGGCGCCAGGCCACACGCGCCGGGACACUAUUUCGCUGCCCGUCAUGCAGCAGGAGUACUUCCAGUCGUUGCCCGUCAGCGUUUCCGAAUAUCGUCCGCCGGGCACGCCAGUUACCCGGAUCCUACACACGUGCCUGUACAUCCGGGUCCCGGUCCGAAUGUGCGAUAUCGCGAGACGGCGACGUCAAGUGCAUGGUGGUGCAUCGGGGCGCGAGGACACAUGACAUUGAGACGGACUACUCGCCUGCGGAGGAGAACGGAUGGGGCGAUCGAGGAUUGGGGUCGUUCUCUCAAGCUGGGCGUCAGGCAACGCCUUCGCCGACGAUGUCAACCCAUGCCUCUCCGCUGCAAGUAAAGAUGGACAUCCCAGCGCAGUUCUCUAUCUCCAACUUCUCUUCUCUAUCUGGCUGGGCUGCCCACAUCAGGACCAGCACCGCUCCGGGCAGCUGCUCCUGCCUCCAGCUGGAAUGCAUUCAGCGGAUACGUCUUUCCUCCAAGGACGCCUCUGCAUCCUCACAACCGAUGAUUAUCAUACGGGAUCAGACGGGGGCACCACUAGCUGCUCUCGUCUUUUCUUUUGACGACUGACUGACUUUACGACCUUUUCACGAUCAUAGACACUGUAACUGGAACUUCUCGUUUCUCAUCCUACAUCCUCUGAAUUUUCGACUUAUCACACCCACUGGAACCAUCCUUCGACUUAUACUGUACAUAUCUUAUGUAGCUGCGUGUCCCCAAGUCGCUGUAUCUAUUCUCCUGUUUGUAUUCUUUUCCCGCUCAUUCACGUAUAACUCGAUCGAUCUUAUUCAAUUACAUAUCAGAAUGAUAAAACUAGGCUCUGAAUUUAUGGCUUUCCGCCAUCAUAUAUCGAA